Trichoplax adhaerens is the source of this 1851-nucleotide messenger RNA. RefSeq lists its product as uncharacterized. Gene Ontology annotation, biological process: peptidyl-serine phosphorylation. The record is from RefSeq and is a predicted model, not a curated record. Gene Ontology annotation, cellular component: cytoplasm. Lineage: Eukaryota; Metazoa; Placozoa; Uniplacotomia; Trichoplacea; Trichoplacidae. The transcript has 20 exons. Bases 1 to 1851 code for a protein of 616 amino acids. Gene Ontology annotation, molecular function: protein serine/threonine kinase activity; ATP binding.
AUGGCUAAACUCUCUCAUAAAAACUUGGUUCGUACAGUACACGCACCUGAUGAUCUAUUAGCUAAAUUACAGAACUAUGGCCAUUCAAUUACUAUGGAAUAUUGUAAUGGUGGGGAUUUAGCAGACCAUUUAGCUGCAACUCGUUUUGGCUUAGACGAAGUCAACAUCAAAAAGUUUAUCAAUGAUAUAAGUUCUGCAAUUGCAUGUAUUCAUAGCAAACGAAUAAUUCAUCGAGAUAUUAAGCCAGAAAAUAUCUUAUUAAUGUCCCACAACGGCGAGCAUACAUAUAAACUAGGUGAUUUUGGUAUCUCCAAGUUCUGUACCGGAGCAGAACCUAGAACUGUUGCCAAAACUUUCGCAGGAACGAGUCCUUAUAUGGCACCAGAAGUACAAAUAAGAAUUCAAGAAUAUACAAAAUCCGUUGAUAUUUGGAGCUUUGGUGUGGUCAUUUACGAAUGCGUUACUAAAUCACUUCCAUUUUCAGACGUUUCUCUACAAGAAAUGGAAAAAAUAGAUUAUUUUAUGGAAAAGCCGGUAGAAGCAAUUCGAACCUUUUUGGAUUCAAAUGGCAAAGUUCAAUUUUCUACUGAACUGCCCAUUGAAAAUAAUUUAUACGCUCCAACGAUUCAAAAAAUUACAAAUUUUCUACAACUGCUAUUGGAUGGCAAUCCGAAACGUCGAGGUGGUUACAACGAAGUUACCAACACUUAUCAAUGUUUCAAUUUUAAUGAGCUUGAAAUUUUCAAAGAUACAAGGUUAAUUCAUAUAGUUUUAGCCAAUACAUUGGAAAUUUAUAGCGUAGAAGAUGAUUCUGAAGGCCGAUUAAAUUUGGACGAAAUUAGAAGAACAAGUUUGAAAUCUUUUGGUCUAAGCUGCGAUAUCAGCGACUAUAAACUUGUUCUUCACACCGCAGUUAUGGAUGCUCGAUCCAAGCGAACCAAGAACAGUUGGAUUACAGCUAUGGAUCUAACCAUGAACAAGGAAGAAAACAUCAUAACAUACGAUCAGGAUAUCAGAGCCAAAUUAGCAUUUUUGAAAAACUUCUGCAAACGCAGAAGGUUGGAGAAUAUGAAUGAAAAGGACAAGUAUCAUCUGUAUGCAUUUAGGUUAAGCAUAAAUCGGUUAUUUCUUUAUAUGGACAACAUCCUAAGCUACUGUAAAUUAGGGAUAGAGAAUACUGGCUCCUUAUGUAGAACUGUCAGAAAAAAAUAUCAAGAUAUGCAACAAAGAAUGAAAGGAAUCCUAUCUCAAAUAACCGAGUUUAAUGCGAUCUAUAAAUGUUAUGAGACUUUAUUUAGCUGUGAUCACCAAUGGGUUAUCGAAUGUUUAGAUGAAGAACAAAAAAAAGAAUGGGAAACUUUAACUGCAACACGUACUCGAAUGAAAGCUUUUGAGAAAGAGAUGUCGGAGCUGGAACAAAAUAUGGUGGUAAUCCAAAAAGAAUUUGAGAUUUUUCAAAGUAAAAAUCUAGAAGAAAACAUUAGCAAUAGUAUGACGGAAUUUACUAAUAGCAGUAAUAAAAUUUCGAUAAAUUAUCAGGACCUUUUAAAAUGCUAUCCAACGGACGUAAAUCAGAGGAGAAUUGAUGAAUUUGUUCAAUCUUGGACUAAUUGGUAUGAGCGUAUUAAAAUUAUCCAUGAAAAGUGUAUCAAUUAUCUAAGGGAGGUAUUGGCUAUAAUGAAAGUCAUUUCCACAGCUCUUGAACAAUUAAAUAAAACACCAUCGGAAUUGACUGAAAACACGGUUACAGUGCAAAAGAAAGUAUGCUGUGAUUCUAGCUAUAUUCAGUAUGCAGACUUGGCUAUAAAUUCAUUAUUGUUUUGCACCAAUGAAGUUUGUGAGGUUAUAUAA